Populus trichocarpa (black cottonwood) is the source of this 1512-nucleotide messenger RNA. RefSeq names its product protein POST-ILLUMINATION CHLOROPHYLL FLUORESCENCE INCREASE, chloroplastic. Gene Ontology annotation, biological process: chlororespiration. The transcript has 8 exons. Gene Ontology annotation, cellular component: chloroplast stroma; thylakoid. The record is from RefSeq and is a predicted model, not a curated record. NCBI's taxonomy places the organism in Eukaryota, Viridiplantae, Streptophyta, Magnoliopsida, Malpighiales, Salicaceae. Bases 162 to 1022 code for a protein of 286 amino acids.
GUUUGUAAAGAUAUUUCCUUGGAAAAUUGGUGCUUGUGGCUGUCUCUCCUUCUAUAUAUCUCCUUAUCUCAUACUCUGUCUCAUAACUAAUAGGUUCAAGCUAUUUCCUCUCUUUUUUUUAAUUCUUUGCUGUCUUGAUAGUUAAAGCAGAAUCAACUAAAAUGGCAGCAACGGGUGCAUCUAUCUUUCAAAUUUCGACGCAACCUCGUGUCUUCACGAGGCCAAUUACUACUGCUAAUAUUAAUAAUGCUAAUCCAUCCGUCUCGAACACUCUUGCUAGUUCUUUCAUCGGUUCUUCUUUGCAACGGAGCACUACUAAGAAGAAAAGAGCAGUUAAGAUUGGUAGGAAAGUGAUCGCUGCAGCUGCUGUUACUGUUGCCACUCCUUCAAGGGAGGAAGUUAAGGAAUAUGCACGUCCUACAUGGGCCAUGUUUGAACUUGGAAGUGCCCCCGUCUUCUGGAAAACCAUGAACGGCCUUCCUCCAUCUUCUGGGGAAAACCUAAAGCUUUUCUACAAUCCAGCUGCAAACAAGCUUGUUCCAAACGAAGAAUUUGGGAUUGCUUUUAAUGGAGGUUUUAAUCAGCCCAUCAUGUGUGGUGGUGAGCCAAGGGCAAUGCUGAGGAAAGUUAGAGGGAAGGCUGAUCCGCCAUUUUACACCAUCCAGAUAUGCGUUCCUAAGCAUGCUGUGAACUUGAUAUUCUCGUUCACAAAUGGAGUUGACUGGGAUGGUCCUUACAGGCUGCAGUUUCAAGUUCACAAUGGCUGGCGAAACAAGCCCAUCGAAUUCUUCAACGAGGGCCUGGCAGAAGAGUUGAGUAAAGAAGGUGCGUGCGAAAAAGCAAUUUUUCCGGAUACAGAUAUCAUUGUUACGAGAUGUGCUAUGAUCGGCAACUUAUCCAUUGAAGGGGGUGAUCGUUGCGAUCUUGAUCUAGUCUCAGGAUGCAUGGAUCCUAGCUCACAUUUAUAUAACCCCCUUGCCAAUGUGGAUGAUGGAACCUGCCCAAUUGAGAUGGAAGAUUAGCAGUAGCCUGGCAAUACCCCUUUGAUGUUGAUGUAAAUACCAUAUACAUUUACUGUAUACCUAAGGCCUUCCUCAUACAUAAUGGCAAAUAUACUAAUGAAAUUACUACUUGCUCAAGUAAAAAUGCUUGCUUUGAGCGAGGUCUAUAUGAAACAUCUCCAGUUCCCUUGAUGAUGACAAGAAGUAUAGUGCACAUCCUGAUAGUAAUUUGAAGGCAACAUUCCAGUUUGAAGCUAUGCUUCAAAGGGAAGGUGUGGAUCGACUUUCAGUUUGGCAAACCUAAAAUGGAACGAGCCUCUUUCAGCACAGAGUCUCAGGCUGCAAGUAUGAAGUAAUUAUUCUUACAAGACAAAGUGAAUGGAAUUUUUAGAUUUUAUUUGUGUCAGAAUAGUGGCUGUGUCAGCUCGCAGAAAAGCGACUCCAAAAGAAAUAUUAUAAACUUCAUAGUCGUUCCGAUAGAAAAAAACUGACCAUUUUUUUUUCCUCUUUA